AAACCCCACAACCAUCAUCAAGUAAGUCUAGCUGAUAUUCUAAAUACUCAAGAAUGGAGGUGAUCGCCGUCCUCUGAGCUCCGUACUAUGACCGCGCGGGCUAAACUAGAAAACAUGCUCGGUUUUGUGCAACGGCGUCUGUCUCCAUGUCUUCCCCUCACUUCCCUUCCUUCGACUUUUUACUAUAUUGAACCAGUUCCUUUUUGGAAGGCACUCCAGUUUAAUAUGACAGUGACGAAACAUCAAAUCACGACUACCAUAACCCAGCCUUUCCAGACCUUUUAACUUUACCGUUCUUGAUUUUUUUAUUGGGUUGAUCCCUGUCCACAAGCCGCCAGCUCGUCAAGGCUUCCAGACUCACUUCUUACUCAAAUCAUGAUAACAAAACUCACCCGGCGUGUCCUACCCGUCAUAACCGGCCUCAUCCUCACCUACAUCCUCUUCCCCAGCCUUUACUACUACGGUGAUUACGUCCGCCAAACAAAUCCCUUCUCCGGCCAGCGCUCCAUCGAACAAGCCUUCACACCUACCAACUCCGAGCUCGCCUGUCUCCGUGGUGGUGGUGGUGGUGGUGGCGGCGGCGGCGGCCAUGGCUCCUUUCCCGGAUCUGGGUCCGGGAGCAACAGUAACAAGGAAAACGAAACUGGCCACCCAUCCCACUUCUCACGAGAAGCCUCAAUCCCCAACAUAGUCCACUUCAUCUACGGUCUCGCAAAUCCGCAGUCUCACCCCUCAGCCGGGCACUUCGACUUCCUGUCCUACCUCGCAGUACGCGCCGCUCUGGUUUCUCUGCAGCCGACCAUCCUAAACUUGCACUAUACGUACCUCUCUUCUCCCCCGUCUCCUGAUCCGGGCGCCGAUCCGCUCUCUAACCCCUGGAUCCGGAGGCUGGCGCAGAAGUGGCCGGACAAGUUUAGGCUGGUCCACCACCCGCCACCACCUGAAGAGGAAGGAGCAGGUGGUAGCAAGACAAGCAAAACGCAGUAUGCUCAUCUGUCUGACACUUUGAGGCUGCAAAUCCUGUUGGAACAUGGGGGGAUUUAUCUGGAUAUAGACGUCUUUGCUUUUCGCUCCUUUUCCCCCUUGUUAUUAUCCCCAGGAGGAGGAGGUGGUGGUGGUCGCCAUUGGGACACAUUGCUAGGCUACGAAGGUGGCAGCCGCUGGGGUCUAUGCAACGCUGUUAUUGUCGCUCGGCCCAACGCGACGUUUAUCCGGCGAUGGCUGGACACCUACGAGAACGUGGAUCUGGAGAAGGAGGCGUGGAAUUAUCGGAGUGUCUUGUUGCCCAAGGAACUUGCUGAGCAAGGAGGAAACGACGAAAGCGGUGACGAUGUGGUACUAGGUAAAGAAGAGGCAAGGGGAAAAGAUGGGAUAGAUGCAGCAAAGGGAGAUGUCUGCGCCCUACCUCCUGAUGCCUUCUUCUGGCCCACUUGGACAUGGAGACACAUCGAGUGGAUGCAUACCCCGUUGAAGACGAAGAAGGAAAAGGACUUUUGGGAGGGACAGAUCGCCAAGAAUGGAGGAGGAUUGUUUGAGAAUCAGAUGGCGUACCAUGCUUGGGGGCAGAUGGCCUGGGAUAGAUAUUUGAAGUGGUUGACGCCCGAGGUGAUUAGGACGAAGGACACGAGGUUUAAUUUGUUGGUGAGAAGGUUCUUGGAGGAUGACUUGUAGAUGGGGGAGUGCGGUCGGAAAGAGGAAAUAGAGUUGUAAUGGGCGACCCCUGGGUAUCCUAAGGUUCCGGUUUGGAGGGGUAUGGUGCGGUUAACACUUUAUUCAGCGUUCG
Neurospora hispaniola is the source of this 1783-nucleotide messenger RNA. RefSeq lists its product as uncharacterized. NCBI's taxonomy places the organism in Eukaryota, Fungi, Ascomycota, Sordariomycetes, Sordariales, Sordariaceae. The transcript has a single exon. The record is from RefSeq and is a predicted model, not a curated record. Bases 376 to 1671 code for a protein of 431 amino acids.